Colletotrichum higginsianum IMI 349063 is the source of this 2154-nucleotide messenger RNA. RefSeq lists its product as uncharacterized. The record is from RefSeq and is a predicted model, not a curated record. The transcript has 2 exons. Bases 1 to 2154 code for a protein of 717 amino acids. Lineage: Eukaryota; Fungi; Ascomycota; Sordariomycetes; Glomerellales; Glomerellaceae.
AUGAAGCGAAAGCGCAAUGGUGAAGACAGCGCAGAGGCUUGCCCAAGCCCUAGACGACGUGUAAAGGAGGGGCCUUUCCAAGAAAGCAAGUCGGUCCGGGAACGCGCGAGGCCUUACCUGCUCGCCGUCGGGAAGAUGCACGUCGACGUGCUGGAGACGAUGUGGAGCGUCGGCAGGAACCGUCGCGUCGAACCCGGGCAUGUCCAGGAGCUAAAGGACACCUUCAUGAGGGGCGGCCUCGAGCGCAGCGCACCCGAGAACCGCAUUGCCGUCCUCUGUAGUGCCGAAGAGGUCCGUCGGAUCCGGCAGAGAAUAGGGCAAGGCGGCAACAGCGACGGCGACAGCGACGGCGAUCCCAGCGACGGAGAAGCGUCAUUCCUCCACUGGGCCAGCGUGAACAACAGCAAGGCGGAGGUCAUGGCGGGCCAGCACCGGCUCUGCGCCCUCCAGGAGUACGUUAAAGCGACCGGCGCCCCGGAAUCGGACGCCUGGUGGACGUGCGAGCUGUACGACAAAGACCGACUCCCAGCCGAGCUCAAUAUCAAGCUGCGCAUCAACCGCAGGGACCCAAGCCUGCCUGACAACCAUGGGCAGAUCUGGACGCAGCUCGUGUCCAUUGCGUCAGACGCGGCUGAGCCUACAACGCGUAACCAAGCGACUGUCGACCACAAACUCGUAGAGGCCCUGCGUCUCGGCAGCGAGAAGAGCUUCCCCACGCGCAGGCUUGUGACGUUAUGGAACCACAAGCGGUGGAGGACCCUUACCACGCGCUGGUGCCAGACCCGCCUGGGCCUGGAGACCUUCAACAUCUCGACCUUCGAGUGGAUGGCCAGUCUCCGGAUCGACGACUACUGGUUUGCGACGCUCGAGGCGGCGCUGGAGACGCUACAGGCCCUGCCCCUCGACGAGACGCAGGACCUCGGGCAGGACGACUGGAACCGUUUGGCGGCAGCCCUACAGGGCAGCAGCAGCACCGGCGACGGGGCGGCGGACGGCAAGAGACGUACGCAGGAAGCCGUCGAAGCCGUGUUCUACACCGGCGACGGCAGCAACAGGCCCCACCGCCGCGCGGCCGGCCUCCUGGAGACGUUGGACGACGCCGCCUAUCGUAGGGUCUGCCGGGCGACGUGGACGUUGCCCGACCUUGCGUUCGUCGACCUGAAGCGCUUCCUCCGCAGCAAGAGGCCCGAGAUGGAGACGGCGGUCCGGGUGCUGCACCACGUCAUCGGUUGGAUCCACCACGAGAGCGCGGUCGAGCUCGACAACGUGAACCCCAAGUCGAAGAGCAAGCCCCCGCUGGUCCACCACCUGCAGACCGCCCUCGACAGCCUGUACUCGUCCAGAGGGGUCACCGACGGGUGCCCGGGAGACGCAGCGGUCCAGCUCCAGCGGCGCGUCCUAGACCUUGCCCGCCGCAGCGCAGACGCCUUCCAGGCACCAGAGGUGCAGGUCCUCCUCAGGGACAGCAUUACGUCCGUGGACGACGCUGCCUACAGCAAACGCUUCGAGCACGCCGUUUGGGCGCAGCUCCUCCGCAUCGUCCGGCGGAUCACCGAUCCCAGCGACGACACCCGCGUGCUCAGGCCCUGCUGGGAAACGGCGAACGCCUCGGACGCAGGCGUCUACCGCGCGCAGGUGUCGACCCUUGUGACAGCCUUCUGCGCCAAGGUCCUCAGGCUCGGCGGCCAGCCUGUCGGGAAGAACGACGCCGCCCUCCUUGCCCUCCAGAGGAGCGUGGAGAAGGUCCUCGCAGUAUCGGGUACCAAGUCUCGAGCCGCCCCGGCAGGCAAUUCCAUCACAGCCGACGACGAAGCGAGCGAUGUCAACGACAACGACAGCACGCCGCCGGGACGGCCUGAUCUCGCAGACGCCAGACCCCCACCAUCGGCGCAAAAGACACAGGACCGUCAAGCCGUCGGCGGCAACAGCACACGUCUCAGGCGCACCAGGAGUCCUAGCCUCUUCUUGUCGGACGAUGACGGCGACAGGCCUUCGACCUCGCCCCCUCCACGCCGACCAGGCAAUCACCAGCAGCGACAGGCAGUAGCUACGCCACUGACAGCGGCGUCUGCCACAACAGCCGUCACGCCCGUCAAGAGACUAACAGCGCAGUGGAAGAUGGGCCCCCGAGCCGGCAGCGGUGGGCGGCGCUAG